This is a messenger RNA of Pollicipes pollicipes, 971 nucleotides long. RefSeq lists its product as uncharacterized. NCBI's taxonomy places the organism in Eukaryota, Metazoa, Arthropoda, Thecostraca, Pollicipedomorpha, Pollicipedidae. The coding region runs from base 45 to 434 and encodes 129 amino acids. The transcript has 3 exons. Gene Ontology annotation, molecular function: thyroxine 5'-deiodinase activity. The record is from RefSeq and is a predicted model, not a curated record.
UUUUUCUUCUUCUAAAAAAGGUGACACUGCUGGGGGCGCACGCCAUGUUCGGCAGCUCGCUUCCCCGGCCAGUGCUGUACGGGCUGGCAGCGGUGGGCUUCCUCAACAGUGUGCUCAUGUGGGCAGCAAUGAAUAUUCUCCACUGGCUGAGUCCUUCACUGUACGAACGCUGUCUCCACUGGCGCUGCGCGCUCUCCAAGAUCACUUUCCCAAAUGCCAAGUACAAGUUCGACGACUCGGUUUUAAUCCGCCAGUGGCCCUUGGUGAUGCUCUGGUGGAGGAUGGCAGUAGCCGAGAUCCGCAAGCAGGCGGUGCAGGGCCAGCGCUCGCCCGACCCCCGGCUCGUGAGCCUGGAUCUGCAGCGGCGGCCGCGGCUGCUGGAGCUGCAGCGCGCCGACCGGCCGCUGGUGCUGGUAUUCGGCUCGGCCACCUGACCCCCAUACAUAAACCAGGUUGGCGCGCUGCUGCGGCUCGUCGCCGAGGCACGUGGCCGUGCCGACUUCGCGUUCAUAUACCUGCGUGAAGCGCACCCGGUGGACGCGCAGCACUUCGGCCCGGCCGGCCAGGCGGGCGUCAACAUCGAGACGCACGCCAGCCUGGAGGAGCGCGCCGCCGCCGCCCGCUGGCUGGUGGAGCAGGAGGGCAUCGACCGCAACUGCGUCUACCUGGACGACAUGGACGACCAGGCGAGCGCCGCAUUCAACGGCUUCCCCGACCGUCUGGCGGUGGUGCGCCGUGGUGUAUGCGAGUACCUCGGUGAUCCUGGGCCCUGGGGUUUCAACAUAGCUGCGGUCAGGGAAUGGCUGGACCGUCACGGAUGUCUUAAGGACGCAUAGGGCAGUAUCCCCUUCGCAAAGUAUAAAGAUUGGUUAGUGGCUACUUGGAUAAGAGCCCUUUCGACCAGUAAUGAUCAUUUCAGAGCUAUGGGAUGAAGGAGAGUGGAUCACGGUGGAGCAGGGCUACAUGUGCCU